CGCAUUCCGCAGCCAUUUUGGCGAAAGCCGUUUGAGCCUCACAUUUUCACAUUUGAUAUUCAAAGACGUGUAAGCAGCAGUUUGAAGAUUACAGGAUGGAGCCUGAUCUGCAAGAAACCGGCGUCUCUUUUCAGGAAGACUGGGUCAUUCAUCGCCACAAGGGCAUCAUCACCUGCACUUUUUUUGCUGCCGAUUACGACCAACUUCGUUCUCGGUUGCGUUCCAAGUUGCUGGAAGUGGUGCGAGCCAAUCCGUGGAUGCUUGGGAGGUUCAAGACGUGCAAGACGCGCAUGGAUUGCCCGACGACUGUGCCGCAGAGCAGUGAUGAAACGCUCCUUGACUCCUAUGGACUGUGGUUGCCUGAUGGAGAUGCAGGUCGGGGAGACUCCCGCGUUUCCCGUUCGAGUCCUUACCCGGUUCUGAACAAGGCUGUCGUCGAUCGGUUAGGCCCCCUGGACGUGGCAACGACCCUGAAGGCGUUCAAGAAUAGGCGCCCCUUGUCUGAAAGCAGUCUUUUCCGCUGUACGAUGCUGCGUGUCAAACCAGAGGAGUGUGCUGUUCUUUUCGGGAUGUCUCACUACGUCGGCGAUGCGCACACGUACUAUAAGAUCCUGAACAUGUUAGGACCCGAACAGAAGGUCGAGGCGAUGGAGAUUCGCCGUGUAAUAGAAGGGAGAAGGUGCCAAGAAGACAUAUCAGCGUCGAUCCGUAAUGUUACAGGCAAGCAGGCCGACAGUUUCAAUAGAUGCGUCCCUCUGCAUUUGGUCAAAUCAGUGUUGAUGAGCGUCUUCAAGAAUAAGGGGGGGCGCGCGGGUGAGACUGGCGUUUUUUUCGUGGACAAUGAGAAGAUCGCAGAGAGAAAACGUGCAGAGCUGCAGGGGAUUGCCGAGACAAAUGCGAGUGGAAAGCAAAGUAUGGCCCAAUUUGUUUCCACAAGCGAUAUCAUAGCGUCUGAUUUUGCUGUUGCUAGUGAAGCAGAUGUUUUCACUUACGUAGUGAAUUUCCGAAAUCGUGUUUCCGUCAUGAAAUCAGAGCCCGUUCCGCUCUGUGACGACUCGGAUGCUGGUAACUAUGUGGUGGGCAUUCCGUACGACCGUCCUUCGUACAUCAGUCCAGUGAGAAUCCGCGAAUCUCUCAUACCCAGAAAAGACGCUCCUUUGAUAUGCAAGAGUUCCCCCGAUAGUUUCCCGGGAUUGUUUCGUGUGAUUCAAUUGUCGUGUGUCAGCAAUUGGGCUAGUUUCCCAUUGCACUUAGAUGGAGGAGAUGCUAAGACGUUGUUGCAUUUGCCGUGUCUGAAUUUGAAUAUGUCUGCCAGCAAUUACUUGAAGAAUGCGUUCGAGCUUGCCUAUGUCUUCAGAGCGACGCCUGAUCGGUUAGGUUUCAUGGUGGUCUCGAAUAGUUCUGUGGCAGCAAAGUACGCGAAGGAAUCGUCCAUUCUCGGGUGCGGAGUAUUGGAGGCAGGGGCGGUUUUCGACAAUGCUGCGUAUUGAUGUAGCAACGCUGGUUGCUGCUCUUGAAGUAAUUCCGUUUUGUGCAGAGCUGCAGUGCAUUGUCUAAUUUCUUCAACCAGCACGAGCAUGUGCGGCCUUAUCUUGCAUACCAUACCGUCCUCGAGUUCUUUUUCAAGUUUUUGGUCGUUGCGGGAAUCGAUCGCCCUGCGUGUUCAGUUGUCGCCCUUGUUUCAGUCGUGCCUUGCGGCCGCCCCCCCCACGUGUGCGUCCAUCGCGCAGCGAGCAUCCCCUUACAUGUGUAAGAGCCCUCCCAUCGUACACGCAUAUUGUACAAGAAGGGACAUAUUUAGGGAAACAAGGCGAU
This is a messenger RNA of Prorocentrum cordatum, 1815 nucleotides long. The record is from the annotation of a GenBank genome assembly. NCBI's taxonomy places the organism in Eukaryota, Dinophyceae, Prorocentrales, Prorocentraceae.